Messenger RNA from Prunus armeniaca (apricot), 225 nucleotides. NCBI's taxonomy places the organism in Eukaryota, Viridiplantae, Streptophyta, Magnoliopsida, Rosales, Rosaceae. The record is from the annotation of a GenBank genome assembly.
AUGCUGGUGCAGGAAGGCAGGGGUGAAAAGGCCUGCACCAGUGCGCAUGUGGCUGUGGCGGCUGCGGCUCGUGCUCCUGAGUGGUGUUCAAAAAAUUUUUUCAGGCUCGACCAAGGUGGGGUUGGAAAAGCCUGCACCAAAGUUGUUGCUGCUCCAGAGAGCUGCUCAAAAGAUUUCUCAGGCUUGAUCAAGAUCACAAAAGGGGAACUGGAACAGAACAAUUAG